Molecule: messenger RNA, 3252 nt
Organism: Camarhynchus parvulus
Lineage: Eukaryota; Metazoa; Chordata; Aves; Passeriformes; Thraupidae
Gene: TRIM28
Product: tripartite motif containing 28
Exons: 17
Coding region: 1-2364 (787 amino acids)
Molecular function (GO): transcription corepressor activity; protein binding
Source: RefSeq, a predicted model, not a curated record
AUGGAAUUGGUCAGAGGGGUGGACAUUGAGGGUGAUGAUGUCAUUGAGCUGUCAGCCAGCGCGGGCAGUGAUUGGCCGCGGGGCCUCUCGGGGGCGGGAGCAGCAGGCCGUGCCCAUCGUGAGGGGUACGCGGCCGCCAUGGCGGCGCCUCAGGCGGCGGCUCAGGCGGCGGCAGCGUUCGGGAGCGGCCCCGGGGCCGCGGGAGCGAAGCUGCCCGAGCCGCUGGGGCUGCUGGAGCUCUGCGGGGCCUGCAGACAACGCCUGAGCCCGCAGCGGGAACCGAGACUGCUGCCCUGCCUGCACUCCAUGUGCCGGGGCUGCAUCGGGAACGGGCAUGGAGAGCGGAACGGUGAGGGGAUGCUGGGGGUUAAUGGGGAUACUGGGGGGUACUGGGGUUACAGGGAGCACUGGGAGCCGCGGCUGCUGCCCUGCCUGCACUCCGUGUGCCGGGGCUGCGUCGGGAAUGGGCAUGGAGACCGGAAAGCGUCCCCUGUGUGUCCCCCGCGUGUCCCCUCCAUGUCCCCGUGUGUCCCCAGCUCUCGGCGCGUGUCGGACGCGCAGCAGCGGCUGCAGGUGGAGGUCAAGCUGGCCGUCCUGCAGGCCAUGAGGGAGCUCAACAAACGCGCCAAGGCCCUGAUGGGGGACAUCCAGGUGAGGCUGUCCCCACCCCUGAGUGUCCCUGAGUGUCCCCUGAGUGUCCCUGAGUGUCACGGUGUCACGCGCGUGGCGGGAAGCGGCAGCGCCUGGGCGCGGGUCGCCGCAGAGCGGCGCGUGGCGGCUGCAGGAGGCGCGCGCUGCGCGCUCGCGCCACGCCACGGCGCCGCCCUGCUGCUCUCCAGGAGGCUGGUGCAGGCGCAGCUGCUGGGGGCCCUGGGGGUGCCCCUGGAGCCCCCCGAGCCUCAGGGGGAGCUGCGGUUCCAGUGGGACCUGCAGGGAUGGACCCGCAGCGCCCAGAGCUCCGGUGCCAUCAUCUCGGAGCCGCCCCCCCCCUCGCGGAGCCCCCCCCGCGGCCCCUCCCCCACCAAGCAGGGCCACCCCCAGGUUGUCACCGGGGGCCAGGUGACACCGGAGCUGCUCCUGCAGGGCCCCCCCCGGCUGUCACCUCCCCCCCAGGUGUCACCUCCCCCCCGGAUGUCACCUCCCCCCCUGGAGCCAGCGGCCACCCCCAGCCCCCAGCUGGCCACCAGCCCUGAGAAUGGCGUCACUGCUGGGAGGACGAGGAUCCCCAGCCGUUCCCCCCGUGAGGAGAAGCUCGUUAAGAAGCUGCUCAUUAAACGGAGGGGCCCCCCCUCGGGCCAGGGCAGCCCCCCCAGGCUCCCCAAGCAGCCUCGGGUGAGCCUGGAGCGCCUGGAGCUGGACCUGGAGCUGGACCCGGCGCAGCCGCCCGUGUUCCGCAUCUUCCCGGGGCCUUCGGCGCAGGAGUUCAGCCUCAUCGUCAUCGAGCAGGGCGCGCAGGGGACACCGGGGACACCGGGGACAGCCGGCACCGAGGGGACAGCGGGGACACAAGGGACAGAUGGGACAGAAGGGACGGAAGGGACAGUGCAGCCACACGGAGCCCUCCUGGUCAAGGAGGAGCAGCAGGAGUCGCCCAUCGGUGACACCGGUGACAUUGGGGACACCAAACCCGUGGGGCUGCUGCCCCCUCCCCCGGGGGAUCCGGGCCCUGCCCCGGGGGUCCUGGGGGUCCCCGUGGGGGUCCCGGGGGUCCUGGGCUCCCCGUGGGGGUGCUGCCGCGUGUGCGGCCAGGCCGGGGCCGUGGUGAUGUGUGACCGCUGCCAGCGCUGCUUCCACCUGCACUGCCACCUGCCCGCCCUGCACGACGUGCCCAGCCCCGAGUGGACGUGUUUGCUGUGCCAGGAGCUGCCCCCUCCCCUCCCGCAGCCGGAGCCGGAUCCGGAGCAGGGCCCCCCAGUGAAACUGAGCCCCCAGGACCAGCAGCGCUGCGAGUUCGUGCUGCUGGAGCUGCUGUGCCACGAGCCCUGCCGGCCCCUGCAGCGCCUCUGCAGCACCCCGGAGGGCGGGGACGCCAUGGACCUGACGCUGAUGCGGGCGCGGCUGCAGGAGAAGCUGAGCCCCCACUACCGCAGCCCCGAGGAGUUUGCCCGCGACGGCUGGCGCCUGCUGCGCCAGUUCCACCGCCUCACCGAGGACAAGGCGGACGUCCAGUCCAUCCUGGAGCUGCAGCGUUUCCUCGAGAGCCGCCUCAGCGCCGCCUUCGGCGACCAGAAAUUCUCCAGGCUCCUGCUGGAUCCCGAGGAAACCCUGGAGAGGAACAGCAGGAAAGGUUUCCUCAGAGGGCCGAGCCACGAAUGGAAAAGGAAAGAACGAAAACCAAAAGCAGCUGGCUCGGACUCGGUCUGAGACAGCCGGGCCCUGGAUUGGCCGUUCACGAUAAACAUCCACGACUGCCAGUCGCAGAUGGACCCGCUGCAUUGCACAGCAGCAGAUAAUUGUUGUUCACGUCUCGCUGCUGAAGCUGCUCAGCCUCAGCAGGAAAAGUCCCGAGAAAGGAUUUUUGCAGAAGAAAUGUCUGCGACACAAUUUCCCCUUCCAGGACCCCAAAUUUCCCUUCCAGAACCCCAAAUUUCCCCUCCCAGGACCCAAUUUUCCCUUCCAGAACCCCAAUUUCCCCUCUUAGGACCCAAUUUCCCUUCCCAGAACCCCAAUUUCUCCUCCUAGGACUCAGAUUUUCUCAAUUUCCCCUUUCAGGACCCCAAUUUCCCCUUCCAGAACCCCAAUUUCCCCUUUCAGGACCCAAAUUACACCUCCCAGGAUCCCAAUUCCCUCUUUUAGGACCCCAAUUUCCUCUCUCAGGACCCAAAUUUCCCCUCCUAGGACCCCAAUUUCCCCUCACAGGACUCAGAUUUUCUCUCUCAGGACCCCAAUUCCCCUUCCCAGCACCAAAGUUCCCCUCUCAGGACCCCAAUUUCCUCUCCCAGCACCCCAAUUCCCCUCUCAGAACCCAAAUUUCCCCUCCCAGCACCCCAAUUCCCCUCUUAGGACCCCAAUUUCCUCUUUUAGAACCCAAAUUUCCCCUCCCAGCGCCCCAAUUCCCCUCUUAGGACCCCAAUUUCCCCUCCUAGGACCCCAAUUUCUCCCAGAACCCCAAUUUCCCCUUCCAGAACCCCAAUUCCCCUCCCAGCACCCCGAUUUUCCCCCAUGGGUUUGGGUUCCCCCCAGGCCCCCCGGGAUGUGGGGGUGUCCCUGUCCCCCCCUCAGCCUGGGGUCACGAGGGAAAAUAAAGCCCUG